Tachysurus vachellii is the source of this 3355-nucleotide messenger RNA. RefSeq names its product ectodermal-neural cortex 3 (gene enc3). The coding region runs from base 199 to 1968 and encodes 589 amino acids. NCBI's taxonomy places the organism in Eukaryota, Metazoa, Chordata, Actinopteri, Siluriformes, Bagridae. The transcript has 3 exons. The record is from RefSeq and is a predicted model, not a curated record. Gene Ontology annotation, molecular function: protein binding.
AAGGAGGCUCUCAGACGAACACAGCUGUGCGAGCCGAGAAACGAGCACAGACUCCCGACACAGGAAAUGUGUCCUUCUCCUUCCACACCGGGUAAAGUCAUGUUUACGGAAAACAGUUCACUAAACCUGUGAACACUGUUUACUGCGACAGUAAAAGUUUGACUGCGACAAGAAGAAAAGAAAAGAUUUUAGCUGAAGAUGUCUGUGAGUAGCCAUGAAAAUCGCAAGUCCAGGUCGAGCUCCGGAUCCAUGAACAUCCACCUGUUUCACAAAACCUCGCACGCUGACAGCCUGCUUACUCAACUUAACCUUCUGCGCAAGCGCUGCGUCUUCACCGAUGUUGUGCUCCGGGCCGGAAAUCGAGCAUUCCCAUGUCAUCGGGCAGUCCUUGCCUCAUGUAGUCGCUACUUUGAAGCCAUGUUUAACGGUGGACUCAAGGAGUCCCGAGACACAGAGGUCAACUUCCAUGACUCAUUGCACCCUGAGGUCCUGGAGCUUCUGUUGGACUAUGCAUACUCCGCACGCAUCAUCAUCAAUGAGGAGAAUGCUGAGUCACUGCUAGAGGCUGGAGACAUGCUGCAGUUCCAUGAUAUCCGAGAUGCCUCUGCAGAGUUUCUUGAGAAGAACCUGCACCCUUCAAACUGCCUCGGGAUGAUGCUCCUCUCUGAUGCACAUCAGUGCCAAAGGCUUUACGAGCUCUCCUGGCGCAUGUGCUUGGCGAAUUUUGCCACCCUUUACCAGACCGAGGACUUCCUGAACCUCCCGAAAGAUCAAGUUCAGGAGCUGAUCUUCAGCGAGGAGCUGGAGGUGGAGGAUGAGAGCGUAGUGUAUGAGGCAGUCAUAGACUGGGUGAAAGCUGAUAUUGAAAGGAGACUCUCUGACUUGCCUGAGCUCUUGCGCUGUGUUCGUUUGGCACUUCUUACAGAGACUUACCUGCUCAAAAACGUUGUCACUGAAGAGCUCAUCAUAGGAGACAAAGUGUGUCGAGAGAUUGUUGAAGAUGCAGUACGAUGCAAGAUGAAGAUACUCCAGAAUGACGGUGUGGUUACUGGUUUCUGCGCUCGACCCAGGAAAGUGAGCCAAGCUCUGCUGCUUCUAGGAGGCCAGACCUUUAUGUGCGACAAAGUGUACAUGAUAGACCACCAAACAAAGGAGAUCAUGCCCAAAACCGACCUUCCAAGUCCUCGAAAAGAGUGCAGUGCCUGUGCUAUUGGCUGUAAGGUUUAUGUCACAGGAGGCAGAGGUUCUGAAAAUGGUGCUUCCAAAGAUGUCUGGGUCUACGAUACCUUACAUGACGAAUGGUCCAAGGCAGCACCGAUGCUUGUGGCCAGAUUUGGACAUGGCUCAGCUGAAUUGGACCAUGUCCUGUAUGUUGUAGGAGGCCACACUUCUCUGUCAGGCUCGUUUCCUGCCUCUCCGUCAGUCUCACUCAAACAGGUGGAACAGUACAACCCACAAUCUAACAAAUGGACUCUAGUUGCACCUCUUCGGGAAGGUGUGAGCAAUGCUGCUGUCGUAGGAACCAAAAACAAGCUCUUUGCAUUUGGUGGAACUAGUGUGAAUAGGGACAAGUUCCCCAAAGUGCAAUGUUUUGACCCCUGUGAGAACAGGUGGACGGUGCCUGCAGCAUGUCCUCAGCUUUGGCGUUACACGGCGGCGGCAGCCGUCGGCAAUCACAUUGUGGUCAUUGGAGGAGAUACAGAGUUCUCGGCAGGCUCAGCAUAUAGGUUCAACAGUGAAACAUACCAGUGGACUAAAUUUGUGGACGUCACAGCCAAAAGGAUCAGCUGCCAUGCUGUAGCCUCAGGCAACCGACUCUACGUGGUUGGAGGGUAUUGUGGAGCUCAGAGGUGUAAAACGCUGGACUGUUACGACCCCUCUUCUGACUCCUGGGACAGUGUGACUAGUGUGCCAUAUUCUCUCAUUCCCACUGCGUUUGUGAGCACCUGGAGAUACCUGCCAUCCUGAAUGUCACAACCAGAUGAUGUCCAGUGUCAUGAGGAAUGCAGGGGAAUGUGUCCUCUCGGUGGCCAAGGAAUGCAGGAGGUGGGGGCAAGAAAAUAGUGAAAAAGAAAGAAAGAAAGAAUGAAAAGAAGAAAGACAGACGGAUGCCUGCUGAGGAAUAAAAGAUAGGUACACGAAAGGAGCACUUGCCAAUUCAGAAGGGAAAGUAUAGAGUUUGGCAUUGAGGAGAUAACUCAAGGUUAUUUAAGUCUAAAUGAAAUCUGAAAGACCGGGAGCUCUGCACACACAUCAAACACACUUUUAUUCCUUCUGUUUUUCAGCUACUUUCAUUUUGAAGGACUGUUUUGGUUUCGGUCUGAGAAUUUAACGUUAAAAUGAAAAGAAAAACACUGUGUUACAUGGUUUUGGAAGGUUUAGUCUGAAAGAACAAAGUGGUUAUGAGGAUGAGGAAGCUGCGGCUCAGCUCUGGGUUUAAAUGACAAACCAGCAUCAGCUGGAUGAGGAAAUGAGUGAUGUAUUAAACCUGCCUCACCCUGUGCGGCUCUUUCUUGUUGUUAUGAAGGGAGAUAUAAAUGCCUGGAUACACAACAAAUACAUGUUUAAUAAUCCUAGCUGUGAUAUAUCUAACAUAUUGCUUAAUGUUAUGUGUUGGAGGAGUUCGAUGUAUCAUAUGAUAGAUCUUCACACCAUCUCGAGGGGGAUUUAGUUAUUUCAUGAUCAAAAGACUUUCAGACUACUUUUAAUAUAAAUAUUAAACAUUUGUGUUUGAUAACUUAAUCAUAGAAAAACUACUACUUUAAUGUUAUUUUUUUGUCAGUUGUUCAUUGUUGUAGCAUUAUUUGUUCAUUAUUGUACUAUAUCAGAUAUAGCCUAUAUUUUAUGUAGAGCUUCUGUGUUAAUGUAGCUUUUUAAUGUUUAAUUUUUAUGCUACUUGUUUAACACUGUCAGAUAGAAUGAACGAUUUUCACCCAUCUGUCAUUUAAGAAAUAUUCAUUAAUUCUCACUACAGCUGGGCGAUAUGACCAUAUAACAUCAUUAUUGCUUAUAGCCACCAGUUUAGCAAGUAAACAUAAGCUACUGAAAAGCUAACAUUUAAUAAAUGAAGGCUUUACUAUUUUUAUAGCAAUAAAACUAAAAAGACAAACAUUCUACAAUGUGAACACUUCAUUAUUUAUGUAGUUCUACUGUUUUGUAAGAACACUGUAACCAAAACAAAUUAUGAUCCUUAAUAAAUAUUGUGAUCAGAUUUAUUUGCCAUAUCGCUCAGCCCUUAUCUGCACUGUGUAUCUGUACUGUAUGUUCCUAAAUGUUACUUGUUUCAGCUCGUUUCUCAGUAAAGAGACAUCUUUGGCAAUAUAAAAUAAUAAACAUUCUUUUCUUUUUUAUUUCA